Drosophila elegans is the source of this 4515-nucleotide messenger RNA. Its product is annotated as probable multidrug resistance-associated protein lethal(2)03659. The coding region runs from base 517 to 4464 and encodes 1315 amino acids. Gene Ontology annotation, biological process: transmembrane transport. The transcript has 6 exons. Gene Ontology annotation, molecular function: ABC-type transporter activity; ATP hydrolysis activity; ATP binding. NCBI's taxonomy places the organism in Eukaryota, Metazoa, Arthropoda, Insecta, Diptera, Drosophilidae. The record is from RefSeq and is a predicted model, not a curated record. Gene Ontology annotation, cellular component: membrane.
UGGGCUGGAUUAGAUAAGCUUCUGGAGAACGCGCUGGGUAUCUUAACUCAAUUUGCGCUGCCUCAUAAAAAGCCAACUUCGGAUACGAAAAACCUCGGGCUAUCUAGAUGGGCUAUCAUCUUAUGGUCCAAGACAAAGGCGCUAAACUCUCGCAUAUCCCCAGAAUUCGGUCAAGAUAUAUGGCCGUUCUCAGGUUCAACGAUCUAAUUUUAGUGCGCGAAUUGCAGCAAUGGCCGCCAUUUGAAUUGCAUACUACUUGCGCUAUUGAUUGUGCCUAAGUCUUUAUCACUAUGUAUCACUAUCAAAAAGCUAGAAACAGGUAAGAAUGGUGUUGUUGUGUGACCACUUUAUCGCCGGACAGCCAGUCCGUUGGGCCAAGUGCAAAAGCGUAGAAGAUGGUGGUUCUCCGGACAAACAAUCAACCGACGUCACCACUUCGCCUGGGAGCGUUGAAAUCAUUAAAAGCGCCUUUACCCAGCCGUUUUGGCUCAUUUUGAAUCCGUCGAGCGACGCGACAUGGAUGCUUCCAAGCAGACGAAUCUUAAACGCGAGCCUAAUCCGUUUAUAAAGGCCAAUUUUAUCUCCAAGUGGCUGUUCCUAUGGAUGCACAGUGUUUUCCGCAAGGGCCGACGUGAGGAGUUGGAUGCCAGUAAGUUGUACGAGCACCUGCCAGGAUUCGACAGUGAAUCCCUGACCAGGAAUCUUCAGCCCCACUGGGAGAAGGAGUCCCGGAGCAAGAACCCCAGUCUGAUGCGUCUGAUCUUCCGAGUUUACGGCUGGCAGUUUGUUCCCGUUUGUGUUUUAUACUCUUUGUUGGAAAUGGCUAUCCACUCCUUUCAGCCGUUGCUGCUCGGUGGACUGAUAUCGUAUUUUGCAUAUGGACAGACGACAGUGAGCAAGGAGAGUGCCUACCUGUAUGCCAUGGGCAUUGUCUUGUGCUCCCUGGUCACCUCCUUGGUGUUCCAUCCCUUCAUGUUCCAUGUGUUUGCGGUGGGAACGAGGGUGAGGCUAGCCUGUGCCGGCCUGGUCUACCGGAAAUGUCUUCGGGCCUCGGCGAGCAGUGGCGAAGGACUCGGAGCCUUGGCCAUUUCGGUGAUGUCCAUUGAUCUGUCCCAGUUCGAUUUGACGUUCUACUUCUUUCACGACUUGUGGAAGGGACCUGUGGAGGCCUGCAUCUUUGGCUACCUGAUGUACCGCCAGGUGGGCUGGACAUCUCUGAUUGGGAUCGCCUUCAUCGUGAUGUUGAUACCACUCCAGGCUUGGGCGGCCAAAGGUGCUGCGCACUUCGGAUCCCAAUCCGCAAAGCACCGGGAUGAGCGGGUCAAACUGAUGAAUGAGAUCAUCAGCGCCAUUCAGGUGAUCAAGAUGUAUGCGUGGGAGAAGUCCUUCGGACGACUGAUCGCCGAAGUGCGGCAGUCGGAGGUGAAGGCCAUCCGGGGAUCCAUGAGCAUCUACGCCGCCUUGCAGUGCACCAACAUGAUCUCCAAGAUAUCGCUCUUCCUCAGCCUCAUAGCCUAUGUCUAUGUGGGCGACCUUGUGACCGCCAAAAAGGUGUUUAUCCUGUCCUCCUACUAUGGCCUACUAAACGAUUCCCUGCUGCACUACUGGCCCAUGGCCAUAACCACUUGGGCCCAGACUUUGGUCAGUGCCCGUCGUGUGGUGGAGUUCCUCCUGCAGGCGGAGAAGCCCGAAGAGGAGUCCUGCUGCCGGGACAACCCCGGACUGGAGUUGGAUGCGGAGAAACCGAAACCGGCGCAGAGUGGCCGUCUGCAUUGCGUGAAGAGCGAGUCGAAGUGCCUGAGUUUCCGGAAGGUGAGCGCCAGUUGGGACAAGACGAGCAUGAAGCAUCCCAGGAAGCCACACAUCGAGGGCAUCUCCUUCCACAUCAAUGCCCAACAAUUUGUGGGCAUUGUGGGUAACGUGGGCUCUGGCAAGAGCACCCUACUCCAUGCCAUUCUCGGCGAGAUUGAGCUGAUGCGGGGACGUGUGGAGAUCCAUGGCAGGAUUAGCUAUGCCGCCCAGCAACCGUGGGUUUUUCAGGGCAGCAUCAGGGAGAAUAUCCUGUUUGUGGAGCAGUACGAGGAGCAGCGAUAUCGGGCAGUGGUCCAUGCCUGCCAGUUGGACAGAGAUCUGGAACUGCUGCCUCGGGGCGAUGCCACCGUUGUGGGCGAGCGAGGAAUCAGUCUGAGUGGUGGCCAAAAGGCCAGGAUUGCUCUGGCCAGAGCUGUGUACCGCCAGGCGGACAUAUACCUAUUCGACGAUCCCUUGGCCGCCGUCGAUGCCCAAGUGGGCAAACUGCUGAUGGACAAGUGCUUCCAUCGCCUGUUGGCCGGCAAAAUGCGCAUUCUGGUCACCCACCAUGUCCAGCUGCUCAAGACGGUGGAUCAUCUGCUGCUCCUCGAAGGAGGAGAACUCACCCAGCAGGGUAGCUAUGAGCAACUGAAGGAUGUGAUCACCCGUCAUGCUGCUCUGGAUCUGGAGGGCAUUGAGGCGGACAAGCAGCAGGUGAAGCGAGUGCUCAGCCAGGUGGACAGGACAUCCAAGCUCAGCAAGGGCGAGGUGGAGCAUCCAAACGCUGAUCCAGAGGAGCAUGGCCACCAAGAGCAGCAACUUCAGGGAGCUGUGAGCUAUGAUACCUACAAGGCUUACUUCCGAGCUCUGGGUACCCCGUUCUUGGUCUGCCUGGUGCUCUCCAUGUUUGUCCUUGCCCGCGGAUGCCAGGCACUCAUGGACAUCUUCAUCUCGCGGUGGGCCACCUGGGAGGAGGACCGCGGCUACGAUUCGGCGGAUGACUACGAGGCCACCCGCACCAAGAUGGUCACCUGGUACACGGUGCUCCUUUUGCUCACACUGGCUCUGUUCCUGCUGCGCACCUUUGGCUUCUUUUUCAUGUGCCUGCGCAUCUCGUUGACGCUGCACGACCAGCUUUACCAUGGUGUAAUCCGAGCCUGGAUGUACUUCUUCAAUGCGAAUCCCUCGGGAAGAGUGCUCAACCGUUUCUCCAGUGACAUCCAGAACGUGGAUGUGAACCUGCCGCAGGCCAUGAUGGAUUCUCUUCAGUUUCUGGUGGAUGUGGUGGCUGUGCUGGUCAUUGUGGCUAUUGCCAAUUAUUGGCUUCUGAUCCCAGCGGCCAUCAUGGUGCUGCUCCUGUACCUGUGCCGUGCCCUUUAUAUAGGAGCCAGUCGGAGUCUGAAGAGGAUUGAGAGCUUAACCCGCAGUCCAAUUUACUCGCACACAAACCAAACCUUCCAUGGCCACUCCACCAUUAGAUCCAUGGAGGCCAUGCCGCAGCUGGAGCAGACCUUCCAUGGCCACCAGAACACAAACUCCUCCGCUCUGUUCCUCUACGUUAGCGCCAAUCGGGCGUUUUCCUUCUGGACAGACCUGAUUUGUGUGGUGUACAUUCUGGCCGUUACCUUCAGUUUCCUGGUUAUCAAUCAGAGCUUCUACAGCGGCGACGUGGGCUUGGCCAUCACACAAUCCAUGACCUUGGUGAUCAUGUGUCAGUGGGGAAUGCGGCAGACUGCCGAAAUGGAGAACAACAUGACCAGUGUGGAACGAGUGCUGGAGUACGCGCAGACUCCAUCGGAGCCACCGCUGGAGAGUCCGAAUGGUGUGAAUCUUCCCUCUGAAUGGCCAAAGGCCGGUCACCUCCGGUUGCGAGAUCUCCGCAUGCGAUAUGCCCCGGGAGAUGAGGACAUCCUAAAGGGUCUGAACUUUGAGUCGCAGCCCAUGGAGAAAAUUGGCAUUGUUGGUCGCACGGGUGCGGGCAAGUCGUCCAUUAUUCAGGCGCUGUUUCGACUGGGACUCAACGAGGGAACCAUUGAGAUCGAUGGUCUCGAUAUUGGCCAAUUGGGUCUCCACGAUCUGCGCAGUCGAAUCUCAAUAAUACCCCAGGAUCCAGUACUGUUUUCUGGAACCCUGCGCUUCAAUCUGGAUCCCUUCGGCGAGAAGAGCGAUGAGUCGCUGUGGAGCGCUCUGGAGGAUGUGAAACUGAAGAAACAUGUGGCCUCUCUGGAGGGAGGUCUCUCUUGUCACCUGAAGGACGGUGGCUCCAACUUCAGCAUGGGUCAGAGGCAACUGGUGUGCCUGGCCAGAGCUGUACUGCGGCAGAAUCGAGUUCUUGUCAUGGAUGAAGCAACUGCAAAUGUGGAUACUGAAACCGACAUCCUGAUCCAGGAAACCAUUCACACGAAGUUCGCUGAGUGCACGGUUCUCACAAUCGCACACAGAUUGCAUACUGUGAUGGAUAACGACAGUGUGCUGGUGAUGGAUGCCGGCAGGAUUGUGGAAUUUGGAGCACCGCACAAGCUGCUGCAACGCAAGGAUGGAGCUCUACUCAAGCUGGUCAAUCAAAAUGAUGCCGCCACAGUGAAGUUUCUCAAGAAGAUUGCAGCAGAGAGUUACAGGCGUCGCAACCAGAGGGAUUCCCUUACAAUAGCAGAGGAACAACUGGAAGAUUGAGCAGCAAUCGUCGCCUGGAAAUAGGAUCUAAUCCGACAAGCUGCGGCCUUU